Molecule: messenger RNA, 4176 nt
Organism: Daucus carota subsp. sativus
Lineage: Eukaryota; Viridiplantae; Streptophyta; Magnoliopsida; Apiales; Apiaceae
Product: G-type lectin S-receptor-like serine/threonine-protein kinase At4g27290
Exons: 9
Coding region: 1665-4106 (813 amino acids)
Biological process (GO): protein phosphorylation; recognition of pollen
Cellular component (GO): plasma membrane
Molecular function (GO): protein serine/threonine kinase activity; ATP binding
Source: RefSeq, a predicted model, not a curated record
UUAUUUUUUCUCUUGUGGAAGUAGAAGGGAGCUAGUAAUACUUUAUGAUGCCAACAACUCCGCAUCCAGUUUACACUCAUCUUUAUGUAGCUUAGAGCUUAAAAAAGGAGGAGAAGAAGAGAUUUGCACACGUCUAGCUCCCAUCUAAAAGGAUUUACCUAGUUGCGAGAAAAAAAGAUAUGAUACUAGGCAUAGCAGAAGAAGGAUUGGCAAUGGCAUUAUCCUCAACAUGUCCCUCCAGCACAACUUUUUUAGGUGGUCGAGCUAUAGACCGCUGCAAUCCCAUUAUCCGAGAUGCAAGGAGACUCGGCAAAGUAGUGCAGAUGAAUACUACAGACACUGAACCACCUUCCCCUCCUCCUCAACCAGCUACAGACCAAAAUUUUGUGAACAGCAUGAAUGAUAUUAUUCAUCAGACUGAGAAGAAGAAGAAGAAGAAGAAGGCGCAUAUGAUAUCUUCAUUGAAGAAGGAAAAAAAGACUAAUAGUAGUGCAGAUUGUGCUGGCAAAAUGGUAAACAAGACUGGUAGUACUAGUAAGGUUGCUACAGAUGAUUAUGAGAUUAUUGUCGAUAGCCCUGGUGAUUCUUCAAGGUACUUGUUGACUACUACUAAUAGUAGUAGUACUCGUGAAAUGAAAUCAUUUGUAUAUUCACAACGAUUUGAUCCUCGAUUGGCUAUGGUGGAACAAUCUUCGGCUACCUCUUCCUUUUCUUCUCCAGUAACUUCUUCCCCUGCCUCUGCAGCUCCCAACCACCAGGUAGUAGUUCUUCGUGUGUCUCUUCAUUGCAGAGGAUGCGAAAGAAAAAUGAGGAAACAUAUAUCCAAAAUGGAAGGAGUAACAUCUUUUAACAUAGACUUUGCUGCAAAGAAGUUGACAGUUGCUGGAGAAGUGACACCGUUAUCUGUGCUGGCUAGUGUCUCGAAAGUGAAGAAAGCUCAACUCUUGACAUCACCGGCUCCAACAACGUCCUCCUCAACAAUCCCGUCUUACUCAGAUCAGACUAUAUCACCAAUUAGCCAAGACAAGGUGAUAAUCGUCUGAGUUGGGUGACAAUUCAGGUUUCGGCCUUGUUUAAGUGUUCUUAAACGUGUAUAUAAGUUUUAGAGAGAAUAAAAUUUUGAUAACAGUCACGUAUUUGGUUAGUAAAGGUAUGUUUCUGAUCAAUUUUUACACUUGUUCAUGUAAAUUGUGCUAAUAAUCUGUCACUUUAUUUUAAGAAUUCUAAAAGGGAAUUUUUUUAAUAAAAUAUAUCUUUUUUAUUCAUAACUCGCCAAACUGAUUAAAUCUUCGAUUAAUAUGGUCACUCGUCAAGUAAACACGCAAAUAAAAGGACCCUCGUUUAAGUGUGACACGGGCCUGCAUACAAGUUCAUACGGUCACUCGUCAAGUAAACAGUGAAGGGCUAGAGUCAACUUAUUUGAGAGGUUAUGAGCCAGUUGGCCCAGGUCUACAAAGGUGGCUACUUUGCUUUAUUUGUUUAUAAAUUAUUAGGUGACCGAACAUGGACCAGUUGUGGGUCUAAUUUGGACAAACCCAGGUCAAAUGUUGGAACUUUCCUAUCCUCUAGUAGAUGCUAAAAUGUCAAGGUAUCACAUUGUUACACAUUUGAAUACAUGAAAGAGAGGACUAAGCAACCAAGCACAUACUAAUGAAACACACACCAUGUUCUUCUCUUUUUUCUUGCCAUUUUUCAUAUCUUUACUCAUAACUUGUGCUGCAAUUGAUAGUAUAAACUCAACUCAUCCUUUAAGAAAUGGAGACACCAUUGUUUCAGCCCGGGGAGAGUUCGAAAUGGGCUUUUUCAGCACCCCUGGCCUUCCACAGAAUCGAUAUUUUGGUAUAUGGUACAAGAAAAUUUCAAGCAACACAGUUGUGUGGGUAGCUAACAGAGAUAGUCCAGUAACAAAUACUUCUGGUGUAGUGUCUGUGACUAGUCAAGGGAUUCUUGUACUUAAUGGAACAAAGAUGAUAUGGUCAUCAAAUUCAUCAAGAUCAGUGAGUAAUCCUAUAGCGCAGUUACUGGAUACAGGGAAUCUUGUUUUCCGGGAUGGAAAUAAUAUCAUCUGGCAAAGUUUUGAUCAUCCUGUGGAUAAUUUUCUGCCAGGGAUGAAAUUCGGGAUAGACUUGGACUCGGGGUUGCAGAGAUAUUUUACUUCUUGGAAAAGUGUCGAUGAUCCGUCUACUGGAAAGUUUACUUAUCGGACUGAUCGUGGUGGUUACCCUCAGUCAUUGUUGUGGGAAGGAUCAAAAGUUACGUACAGGACUGGACCGUGGGUUGGGAGUGGAUAUAGUGGUUUCCCAAAGCAGGAUUCAACUGAAUUAUACAGAAUUGAAUAUGUUAUAUCACCAAGGGAGAUAUACUAUAAGUUUGAUCUUAAUGAUAAUUCUGAAUCUGCUAUUACUAGGUUGGUGCUGACUCCUAAUGGCGAUACACAACGGCUGAUUUGGAAUAAGCAGACUCAUGUGUGGUCAGUUUAUCUGUCUUAUCGGGUGAAUGAUUGUGAUGAUUAUGAAUUUUGUGGAGGAAAUGGUAUUUGUAACAUUAAUAGUUCCCCUAGAUGUGAAUGUAUGAAAGGGUUUCAUCCAAAGUUUCAAGAAAACUGGGACACAGCAGAUUGGUCUGGUGGAUGUGCUCGAAACACUCAGCUGGAUUGUAAGAAAGGAGAUGGUUUUAUCAGGGUUUCGGGUGUCAAACUGCCAGACACGCGACUCUCCUGGUAUAACACGACUCUGACCCUGCAGGAUUGUAGAAAAUUGUGCUUGAGCAACUGCAAUUGUACGGCAUAUUCAAAUACAGAUUUUAGAGGUGGGGGAAGUGGAUGUUUGCUGUGGUUUGGCGAUCUGGCUGAUAUGAGAGGCUACUCAGACGACGGACAGGUUUUGUAUGUGAGAAUGGCUGCCUCUGAUUCAGACAGCACAGAGGAAAGCAAAAAAUCAAGUACAAGUAGGGUGGUGGUCAUUGUGAUUCCUUUGUUAGCAGCAGUGACAGUGAUACUAGUCCUGUUACUUCUUUACGCCUUCAGGAAGAGAAAGCUGAAAAGGAAAGGAGUACUAAGACUUGAUGGCGAGGCAACAAACAAAAUUGGGAAGAACGAGUUGGAUUUACCUUUGUUCACCAUCUUGCAAAUUGCUAGAGCCACCAAUGGCUUCUCGUCUGACAACAAGCUUGGAGAGGGUGGCUUUGGACCUGUGUACAAGGGUAUGUUGGACAAGGGUCAAGAGAUUGCUGUAAAGAGGCUAUCAAAAACUUCAAGACAAGGAAUAGAGGAAUUCAUGAAUGAAGUUUCGUGCAUCGCUAAACUUCAGCACAGGAAUCUUGUGAAACUUCUUGGAUCCUGUGUUGAACAAGGAGAAAGAAUGUUGGUCUAUGAAUAUAUGCCCAACAGAGGUUUAGAUUCUAUAAUUUUUGAUACAGAACUAUGCAAGUCAUUUGACUGGCUGAAGCGCUGCAACAUUAUAAACGGGAUUGCUAGGGGACUACUCUACCUUCACGAGGACUCCAGGCUAAGAAUCAUUCACAGAGACCUUAAAGUCAGUAAUAUUUUACUUGAUCACGAGAUGAACCCUAAAAUUUCAGAUUUUGGCAUGGCUAGAAUUUUUGGAGGAAGUGAAACUGAAGCAAGCACAACAAGAGUAGUUGGAACCUACGGUUAUAUGCCUCCUGAGUAUGCCAUUGAAGGUCUAUUCUCAACUAAAUCCGAUGUUUAUAGCUUUGGCGUUUUGGUGCUGGAGAUAGUAAGCGGGAAGAGAAACAGAGGUUUUAAACAUCCCGCCCACAAUCAUAACCUUCUUGGACAUGCUUGGAGAAAAUACAAUGAAGGGAAGCACUUGGAUGUUGUAGACCCGGCGAUCAUGGAAUCAAGUAAUCACUAUGAGUUGUUUCGAGUGAUUCAAAUAGCUCUGUUGUGUGUGCAACAGUAUCCAGAAGAUAGACCAAGCAUGUCAUCUGUGGUUCUGAUGCUCAGUAGUAAAAUCGAAUUGACUAUUCCAAAAGAGCCUGGCUUUUACUCCGAGAGAAAUCCUGAACAGAAUCAUUCUUCAUCAAGCAAAUGUGACUCUGAAUCAGUUAACGAAAUUAGUAUCACACGUCUCACACCAAGAUAGUUGUGUACUUUUAGUAAUUUUUGUGUAUAUCAGUUUACUGGAGUUUUGAAUUAGAUUUUGUUUUUUGGAC